Daphnia pulicaria is the source of this 689-nucleotide messenger RNA. RefSeq names its product ammonium transporter Rh type C-like. The record is from RefSeq and is a predicted model, not a curated record. The coding region runs from base 54 to 635 and encodes 193 amino acids. Gene Ontology annotation, cellular component: membrane. Gene Ontology annotation, biological process: ammonium transmembrane transport; ammonium homeostasis. Gene Ontology annotation, molecular function: ammonium channel activity. Lineage: Eukaryota; Metazoa; Arthropoda; Branchiopoda; Diplostraca; Daphniidae. The transcript is spliced from 5 exons.
UUUUUCAAAACUCGACCCUGGUUGGUGGAGUGGUGAUCGGUACAUCUGCCGAUAUGAUGAUCAACAUAUGGGGAGCCAUGAUAAUUGGUGGUUUAGCUGGAGCAGGAUCUAUAUUCAUCAAUCGUUUUUCAACCACGAAAGCUGUUCACCGUAUAAUUGGAAUGCGCAACGCAUGGGGAGUAAUCUCUUUGCACGGAAUCCCAGGUAUUGUAGCUGGUUUUGUGGGCGCAAUUGUAUCGGCCGCUGCGACUAAGGAAGAUUAUGGUUUCAGCCUUUACCGACAGUUUCCAGCACGAUCUCCACUCAAUAGUUCCAGCGAGUUCUCAAAAAUUCAGUACUACGAUUUAAAAAUUGACCCUGGUCGAGAAAGAACAGCUUUACAACAAGCAGGAUUUCAGAUUGUUACACUUAUCGUGACCCUAGUUAUCGCAAUUAUAGGAGGCCUUGUAACAGGGACGAUUCUUUCGUUGUCUUUCUUCCGUCAACCGUAUGAAGAAAAUGACUCGCAACCUGAUCAACUAACGCUUGUUGUUGACCAGUUAUUGCUCUCUGAAAGACGUUUAAACGUUAUUGAUGCAACCAGUGAAACUAAUCCAAUCGUUAUUUUGACCGAUAAUUUGUCGUCCACUUGUUAACUGGUAAAGCCAUUUUAGCUGGUAAAACACUAAAACUGAUAAAGCAAAUGCUGA